Molecule: messenger RNA, 4820 nt
Organism: Girardinichthys multiradiatus
Lineage: Eukaryota; Metazoa; Chordata; Actinopteri; Cyprinodontiformes; Goodeidae
Product: ubiquitin-conjugating enzyme E2 Q2-like
Exons: 13
Coding region: 97-1233 (378 amino acids)
Source: RefSeq, a predicted model, not a curated record
AACAUGCGAGAUCCGACGAGCCGACUCCACUGCGCGGUCGCAUUCCGCCCUGACUUCCCCUCUGCCAGCGGCCUGGUGCUUUGAGAUGAACAGAAGAUGUCGGUUUCGGGGCUGAAGGCCGAGCUGAAGUUUCUGGAGUCGAUUUUUGACCCAAAUCACGAGCGUUUCCGAAUAAUAGACUGGAAACCCGAUGAGCUGAGCUGCCAGUUCAACGUAACAAGAGAGAAGCUGCUGAUCAUUCACUGCAACAUCACGGAGUCAUACCCCUCAACACCCCCAAUAUGGUUUGUUGACUCCGAUGAUCCUAGCCUGGCUGAAGUGUUGGAGCGCUUAGAGGAUGUGAGAAAAGGCAGCACAUUGCUUCUUCAGCAAUUGAAGCGUCUUAUUUGUGAUCUAUGUCGGCUUUACAAUCUGCCACAACAUCCAGAUGUGGAAAUGCUGGACCAGCCUCUACCUGCUUGCCCGAUUACACAAGAGCGCAAGCAUGGGCCAACAGAUGAGGUGACAUCUGAAGAGGAAGAAGAGGAGGAAAUGGGAGAGCAGGACUUAGAUCUGGACCAAGACCUGGACCAUUAUGACAUGAAAGAAGAGGAGCCCCCAGAAGGCAAAAAGUCAGAAGACGAUGGAAUAGAAAAAGAAAAUCUGGCCAUCUUGGAAAAAAUACGUAAAAACCAGAGACAAGAUCAUUUGAAUGGUGCAGUCUCUGGUUCAGUACAAGCCUCGGAUCGCUUAAUGAAGGAACUCAGGGAGAUCUACAGGUCACAGAGUUACAAGACGGGUAUUUAUUCAGUCGAACUAGUCAAUGACAGCCUUUAUGAAUGGCACGUCAAAUUAAGGAAGGUAGAUCCAGAUAGUCCAUUGCAUAGCGACUUGCAGGUUUUAAAAGAAAAGGAAGGAGUGGACUUCAUUCUGCUCAAUUUCUCUUAUAAAGAUAAUUUUCCUUUUGACCCCCCUUUUGUACGGGUUGUCUCUCCUGUGCUCUCCGGAGGUUAUGUUCUAGGAGGUGGAGCAUUGUGUAUGGAACUUCUCACAAAACAGGGCUGGAGCAGUGCCUACUCAAUAGAAUCUGUCAUUAUGCAGAUAAAUGCCACUCUGGUUAAAGGCAAAGCCAGAGUCCAGUUUGGAGCCAACAAGAACCAGUACAAUCUUGCAAGAGCACAACAGUCGUACAAAUCCCUCGUGCAGAUUCAUGAAAAGAAUGGCUGGUACACACCACCCAAAGAGGACGGAUAAGGAGCUGCCACCACUAUGCACUUGGAACAUGUCUUUGGGUCAUCUUGUUUUCUUCAGAAUAUUUUCCCUCUCUGACUUACUGGGAAUAAAUCAUCUUUCUCACAGAAGCCAUCUCGCUGCCUCAUCUGACAAGUAUUCUCUCACUCUGCUCUGGAAAGGACUGAACUCUGGUCUCAUACCCCCCCCCCCCCCCCCCCCCCCCCCCCCCCUCUGUUUCAGUGAGGAGGACAAUAUGAGGGUAACACCUGUCCUGUUUUUUAAUGCUCUUUUUUCUUUUGGAGGAAAAAAAGAGGAAAACUAGAUUUUUCUUUCUUUUAGAUGUGGGGAAAUGCUUUUUCAUUUAGCUGCUUUGGCAAAGCGAACCCCACAAUCAGUUACCCUCUGUCUAAAUGACUCUUGUUUUUUUUUUUUAAAAAAGAUCAAAACCGAAGCUCUUGAAGUGGCACCUCAUUGCACCAGUUUUUAAAUGGACUGUGAUUUUACUUUUUCUGUUUCUUUUGGAAAUUAACAGGUACAUAAAUGCAUAUAUUGUUUAAGACAUUGUUUGAAUUUUAUUUUAUUUUUUUUGUUCUUUGAUCAUCCUAGACAAUAAAAGAGCCAAUUUCAGAUGUUGGAAGCUUAUCUUAAAACCGAAAAGAUCUGCUGCUCUCUCUCCCUCACCUCUUCUGAAAGUUUAUGAAGUGUAGAUUAAAAUGCUUCAGUGUUGUUGAACAAAGAUCAGCUGUUCAGCCAGUCACGACUAGGAUGAUUAUAUGUGAUAAGAUAUUUUACCAGAAGACAGGCCUAAUGUCGAAGCUGAAAGUCUCGUUUUGCCAUAUUUCUGUUGUUGCCCCUCAAAGUGCUGGUGGACUUUUCUGCUUUUGGCUGCAAAGGUUGAUGCCAACACCGAAUCAUUUCUGCUUGAAGUUGUACAGGAAACACAUCUUGGUUUUUUAUUUGUUUUUUUUUUUUUAAAAAGGUCUGAUCCUUUGAGUUGGAACUAGCUCUGCAUUGUAAACAAACCGAUGACGUUCAUCAUCUUUCUCAGACAAAUGCCCCUUUUCCACACGCUCUACUUUAACCUGCUCCACUACACUAAGCAUGUUUUGCGACCUGCUCGUCAGCAGGUCCUGUUGGGGCUGGGCAGGGCCGAAAUUGGACGUGAGCAGACUGCUGUUCACUGAUUGGGCAUGAGCAUAGUCAGCCGUAUGAGUCUGAUUGCAAUAUUCAGCGGCAGCUCGAUGGAGAAGUGUUCUUCAAGGUAGCAGAGCGUAUUAAAAAUAUUAAGGACCACAAUUACCAGAGCGAGAUAGACCGAAAGCUGUGGAAGUGACUUGAAGUCAUGGACCAUUUAUGGUCAUCGUCGCAGGAGUUAUGGACGGGAGCAUGGUCUGGACUCCACAACCUCACGAGUGUUUACUUUGCACACCACAUGACGCUGACGACUGGAGGCGGAGCUUCGAUGGAAACGCAACAGGUUUUGUCCCUAGUAGAACGAGGUAGAGCGGAGUGGAGCCGUUCAGUGCUGGAACCAUAAAUGGAAAAGGGGCAACGGUGUGACUAUUAAAUAGGGCCGCUCGUGUAGUCCAGCUUAAACCAGAACAUUUUCAUUUGUCUCUCAUUAGUCUUUUACAGUCUUGCACCACUAUCUUCUGGUCUAUCCUUGAUCUUCCCUGUACAGAAUGUUCCUCAUUUGUAAUCUCUAAAUCUCCAACCUUCUUUCUGUCAGACUUGCCUUUCCACCAAAAUGGAGAAAGAUGUUUGAUUUUUCACGCCUACUUUUCUGCUGAUUGGACCACUUUCACCAGAAAUAAACAACUUUAGAUCAAUACACCCCUUCACCAAUUUGUACCCUGAUUUAAAACAAACUAUUUCAUUCACGUCCUUAAGGCCUGCUGUCUGACUUUAUAAUUUGUUGCAGGUAAAUAUUUUCAUGAAUUAAAGCUAACAGUGGCGAUUAAAAUGCUUAAAUCCGACGUGGAAUUUCAUUUAAUUUUUUAUUAUCUGAAUUUUGAUUUACUCACUAUUCACAUUUUGUUUUUGGUUCUGAUCCACGUUUGGGCCCAUUGACUUUUAUCUUAACAGAUUGUGUGCCCUGAUCAAACCAUAAUAACUCGGUGAACUCCAGUUGGUAGAUGUCGCCCAUUGAAGCUAUAAAACCACAUUUCUUUGAGUAGACUAUGAAAGGAUUGCAGAAAAUGACUUUGAAAUGAUCAGCACCUGAACUCAACGGCUUCAGAAGUGAAAAAUGGGCAACAUGUAGCUUACGUUUAAAGAUUCCCUAAUGUUACAGAUUUGAGAAUGCUGAAUGUGUCAUCCAUAUUUCCCAUGAUCGUUACCAGUUUUAUCCAUCUUUGGCCUCUUUGUUCUGAAGCUUUAUCUCUAUUAGGACAUCUAAACCUUCGCCUCCUAUUUAAAGCCACACCAUGCCAGUCGUUUCCAGCCGUUCCAGCUCAGAUCUUGGCCUACUCUUCCUCUGUCGUCUCUGCAGCUAAACGCCCCUCAUCUUCAGGGCUCUCUUUGCCGCCAAAAUCUUACACAUCUUUUUUUUAUGUUACAAUUAGAGAGGGGGAUAUUGUGAUGGAAAUCUGAAGUCUUCAUGAAAAUCUAACAUUUUGACCGUAACGAUGCAACGUGCCGCAGCACAGCACAAGUCCUCCUGUCCGCUUAGCGCGGGACGUGCACUGUAUCUGUCAAUCUGAUGGUUCUUUUGCAGUUUAUUUGUCAACACUGUCUGCAGAUGUCUUAAAGGCAACUCAGGUAAUCAACGAUUCUUACGAGAAGGUUCAUGAAUAUUUCUGUUGGGUUAUCUGGGUUUAAAUAGUGCUCCAUUGGACUGUAGCUUGGCUUGUUCAUCAAGCAAUGUGUUGUUGGAAACAAAACUGAAGCGAUUUUAGAAAAACUUGUUUUUUGUCUGUGAUUCAGACAAUGAAAGUUGAAGACCCAAACAGACAAGAGUGUGGGAUUUCUGUAGCAUGAUGAUCUCUUCAAUAUUAACUGUAAUAUUUGCGUUGUUUACUCCCAGUUUUGGUGUGCGAACAAAUGUUUCCAGGUCGUUUGCAUAGCUGCCACCUUGGAGAAGCGCUAUAGGAACUUGUGAACUUAAUGUUUUCAGGUCAGAAAAACUAGAUCUUUCAUUCCAUAUUCUGUUGUUACAUUUGUCUGGUAUGUUUGAAGGGCGGUGAGUUUUUGGUAUUUGUUUCAUGAGGUGUCCCACCACUGACCAGUUGGUGUGUUUGGCACAGAAUAUUUACAGCAUAAAUCUUCUGGCAUUUUACCAACCUCUUUUGCUGCAGAGCCUUCAUUAAGCUGGGAGAAUGCCUCUAAAAACGAGCCAAAAAUCUGAUCACAGGAGAUAUUAAAGAUUGAAGGUAGACAGCCAUGAAGUGAUCACAUCUCCACACUUCCCUACUUGGACGGUGUUGUUGGAAAACAUCCGUUUAUCACGAUUAUCAUUGAAUUUUCUAUUAUCAACAAAGAGAUGUUGAGUCUUGCGUUUGGCUCGCCCUACUUUCUGUUUAUUUUUCAGUUUCCAUUUGAGGAUAUUUUGACCAUGUACAGUUAUUUGUAAACUUGCAUCAAGUUUAUGAAUAAAGAAUUUUAAAAUA